CUUCCUCCACCUCUGUGGCAGCGGGUGUGCGGGGCCAGGAUCAGCGGUGGGUGAAACCCCCUCCUCCCCUCCCGGGGGCGGGGGCUGCCCUGUGGGGAGACGGGAGAACGUCCGCGGUUGCAGGGCGAGGGCGACGUUUCCAUCGAGCACCAGAAUUUGUGAACACCUUUCACCAUCAUGGCUGAUGGUGCCGGCAGGGCAGAGGGUGCAGUGAUCUCCACAUCAAGGAAAUGCACAGAUCAAGAGAUUACAAUCUCGGAGCUCCUGGCACAAUGGGACGAUCACCAACUAUUCCAGUUGAUGAAAUUCUACCGGGAGAGAUUGAAACAGGCCAUUGAAGGAGAGGUUGAAGGUCUCAGUUGUAUGUUAAGGAAGGAGGAACAUUUCAAUGGACAAGAGCAUGAGAACAUCAUUGACCUCGCACAGAAGGGGAAGCAGACAGACAGUUCCAUACUCUUCCUCAAUCUGGUGUCAGGGAAAGGUUCCCGGGCCCGGAGGGUGAUGUGGCAAUCAUUCGUGAAGAUGCGAAAUGUGUUACCAAAGCUGGACACAAUACUGAAAGAAAUCCAGGAAUUCGGUUCUGAUCAAUUUGCAAACAUGAACAUGGCCCGAACUUCAUUUGAAUUACCUACUCAAUUGAAAGAUGUUCAACAGAAACACAAGGUUACUCUGCGGACACAGACUGAAGCACUGAGAGUGAACACGAUCCUGAUGAGGGAGAAGGUGAAGGUUUUUCAGCUGGUUGAUCGAUACGCUGAGCUCACGGUCAUUUCCACUGUUCGAAAUCGGAGACUCGUGGAACAUGAGCUGCUGGCAAGAGGCCGAGACCAUGAGGAGUGGAGAGAGAAACAUCUCCGGAGAGACCUGGAAAAAAUCCGGACUGAUCAAUUGUUCCAGAGAAGCUUCUCUCAGAGUAAAUUUAAAUCUGGGAAUUCGGCAGCAGUGGCCGGAGUCCCAGGGAUCGGGAAAACAACUAUGGUGCAAAAGAUUGUUUAUGACUGGGCAGUGGGGAAAAUAUACCAGCACUUCCAGUUUGUCUUCAGUUUCAAAUUCCGGGAGUUGAACACCAUUAACUGUAGAAUAAACCUGAGGGAACUGAUUCUGCAUCAGUAUCCUUACUUUGAGAAUAUCUUGAGAGAGGUCUGGAAGAACCCAGAGGGAUUGCUGUUUAUAUUCGAUGGUUUGGAUGAAUUCAAGCACAGAAUUGAUUUUGCUGACAGUCGGAGAGACACAGAACCUCAGCACAUGUGCCCAGAUCCCGAGUGGUGGUGUGAAGUGUCUGACAUUGUGUACAGUUUAAUCCAGCACAAGCUGCUCCCAGGGUGUUCAGUGCUGGUGACCACCCGCCCCACUGCGUUAGAUUUAUUGGAAAAGGCGGAGAUCAGUGUCUGGGCUGAAAUCCUGGGAUUUGUUGGUGAGGAACGGAAGAAAUAUUUCUACAGGUUUUUUGAAGAUCAGACGGUGGCAGCAGCUGUUUUCAAACACGUGGAGGAGAACGAGAUCCUGUACACCAUGAGCUACAACCCCUCUUACUGCUGGAUCAUCAGUCUGUCACUCGGCCCCUUCUUCACCAAAAAAAACAGGGAUCCGCAGCAAGUUCCCAAGACCAUCACCCAACUAUAUUCCUACUAUGUUUACAACAUCCUGAAAAACCACGGCCGUGAGAUUGAAAGCCCCCGUGAUGUGUUACUGAGGGUUGGUCAGAUGGCCUACACAGGAGUGUCCGAGAAGAAUAUUAUUUUUAACGAUGAAGAUUUGAUCAAGUUCAAUCUUCAGUCUUCCCAGUUCCUAUCUGCGUUUCUUAUGGAACUUUUAGAGAAGGAGGAUUCAGCGCAGGGCUACGUGUACACAUUCACACACCUCACCAUCCAAGAGUUUGUCGCCGCACUUGCACAAUUCCUGAAUCCAGAUCCUGAGAUUAUCCUGAAACUCCUCACUGAAACCCAGAGCAUGGAUGGGCGAUUUGAGGUUUUUCUCCGUUUUAUUGCUGGUCUCUCAUUCCCAGGGUCAGCUAGGCCCCUGGAGGAGUUUCUGGGUCCAUUUCCUCAUCAAACAACCUGCGGAGUGAUUGACUGGGUGAAGGAGGAGGUCAAACUCCAGAUUGGAAAAGGAACUAAAAGGAGGCUCCUGAACACAUUGCACUACCUGUUUGAGUCUCAGAACCGUGGACUGGCUCAGACCACACUGGGAUCUGUGGAGACACUUUCUUUUUGUGGAUUGCGACUGACACCAAUUGACUGUGCCGUCCUGUCUCAUGUCAUCGGUCUAUGUGACACAAUUAAACACCUUGAUCUGCAGAGCUGUUAUAUUCAGUGUGAAGGACUCCAGCGACUGACACCUGGGCUGCACAAGUGCCAGGAAUUGGGCCUGAGGAAGAAUGAACUGGGAGAUUCAGGAAUGAAACUGGUGACUGCAGCUCUGAAAAACCCGGACUGUAAAAUACAGAAACUGUGGCUGGAUAGUAAUGGACUCACAGCUUCUUGUGCUGACGAUCUCACCUCUGCCCUCAAUAUGAACUGCUCGCUGACAGAGCUGUCCCUGAGUGGCAAUGAACUGCAAGAUUCGGGACUGAAAUCACUGUCAGGGGCUCUGAGGAAUCCGAACUGUAAAAUACAACAUCUGUGUCUUUGGGCUACUGGUCUCACAGCCUCUUGUGCCGAAGAUCUCUCGUCCAUUCUCAAGACAAACUGCACUUUGACACGCCUGCACUUGAGUGAAAAUCACAUGGGAGAUUCAGGAGUGAAGCUGCUGUCCUCGGCUCUGAAGAACGCAGUCUGUCAACUGCAGGAUCUUCGACUAUGGCGUGUUGGUCUCACGGAUUCUUGCACCGAGGAUCUUGUCUCCGGUCUCAGUGCAAACAGCUCACUGACAAGUCUGGACCUGAGAUCAAAUUCCUUCACAGACCAGUCUGCCCCCGCUCUCUGCCGCCUCAUAUGGAUCCUCCCGAAUCUGGAACGAAUCGGGUUGGAGGAAAAUCAGUUCACUUCAACUAGGAGGAAGGAAUUGGAGUCUCUGCAAGAAUCCAGACCUGGACUGCGGGUGAUGGUGUGAAUAUCUCAUUAUGGAGACCUCGAGCACCGAUAACAAAACCGAAAUACUCGACGAUCUUGGUCUUAGUCAGUUCCUUUAUUUGUGCCGUCAGAUGCCGAUAUUUGUUCCUUUUUUCGGCCCAGGCUCUUGAGGUUGAUUGAUUGUUAUCUUCGUAACGAAUGGUAACAUCAACCACAGCUGCUCGAUCACCUUUAACCAGAAUAAUAUCUGGUUUCCAUAGCAAGCCGUCUUCACUCCUCAAAUGCGGUUCCAUAUAAGGAACCCACUGAUAUUGUUCCGCCUUCGACCGUAGUCUUUCGAGGAUCUUGUUAUGUCUUUUUAUGCGAAUGUUCUUGACCGCCAGACAUCGCCCGGAGAUAUGAGCCAGAGUCUCAUUGGCUAUCCCACAUCUCCGACAGGUCUUCACUGCCUCGGGGUUACCCCUUCCACGUGUACAUCUUGUGGGGUAUUGGCCACAUCUUAACAGUAAUGCAUUUACAACCUGGUACCCCUUCCAGGCGGUAUGCCUCCUCAACCAUCCAUUCGAAAUCUUAUCAUUUUUAAAUUCUUUUAUGCCAGAACCUUGAUAUAACUGCGCUGCCCAGCGCACAAAUUCAGCAGACCUCCAGUCAAUGUUAAAAUUGGCGACUCGCCCCUCUCCAUCGUCCAAUUGUAUUCCCCUCUCUGCCAUAUAUCCAAUAAAACUCUCGGAGAGAGGUUGCAAAAUGACGUUAUCUGAUAUAUCGCACUCUUUAAACACUGCCAGUCCUUUUAAUUUUUCAAUGACAGCACUGUUGUCCUCGCCUGCCCAUUCGAAAGAGUGUUUAAUAACCACAUCUUCAGAUCGUUCCAAGGACUGGCGCUUGCGUAUAAUCGCCACUGGGAUCUGCACUUCAAGUCUCGGCAGGCACAAUCCUCCAUCUCUAGAUCUAGAAUACAAUAACCCAUUAGUAGUAUCAUUGGGGAGAUGGAGAAUUUCUUUAGCUGUUGUCUAAGGUUAAUUAGGUGCCUUUUUCGCGGUUUAACGUGUCGCGUCCACAGAUGUUUCCGACAACGAGAUCGGGUCCCACCCUAAUUAUAAGGGAACUAAACCGCCUAGAUGGAAGGCAGUUAUAUUUGUCAGCGGCAAGAAUUUAAAUGCCGAAAUAAGGAUUGUUCACCCAUCAAUUGAAACGGAGCUUUACAAUAUAGACCGCGCUAGCUACCUGACUAUAAGGCCAAGCGCAUGGGGCGCGGGGGCAAGGUUCUUUCGAACUUUAUUUCAAUUUCAAAUGGGGUACAAGCACAUAUACAAAUAAUUACAUAUAUACAAAGUAUAUAUCAAUAAUCCAUGAACACUUGCAAGAGAUCAAUAGUUAAUCGUAUCGCAAGGCUACAAGUGUCUUCCGCAAAUGUCUUAUAUUUCUGAAUACCCAGAAAGCUGAACAAGGUGUUAUUGUCCUUCUCCCAUAGACCUCGAGCACCGAUAACAAAACCGAAAUACUCGACGAUCUUGAAAAAUCGUUAAUGUACAAGGUAAAAAGGAGCAGUCCCAACACUGACCCCUGCAGCACACCACUAGUAACCGGUAACCAACCAGAACGAGAUCCUUUUAUUUCCACUCUUUGCUUCCUGUCAACCAGCCAAUGCGCCACCCAUUAUGUUAUCCUACCCGUAAUUCCAUGUCCUCUCAUCUUAUUAAUCAGUCUCUUGUGAGGCACAUUAUCAAAGGCCUUUUGAAAGUCUAAAUACACAACAUCUACUGCCUCUCCCUUAUCCACCCUACCUGUGAUUUCUUCAAAAAACUCCAAUAGGUUGGUCAGGCAGGAUCUUCCCUUCACAAAACCAUGUUGGCUAGGACCUAUCUUGUCUUGCGCCUCUAGGUAUUCCGUAACCCCAUCCUUGAGGAUAGAUUCCAAUAACUUUCCCACUACUGACGUCAGACUAAUAGGUCUGUAAUUUCCUUUAUGCUGCCUCCCACCUUUCUUAUACAACGGAACUACAUUUGCGACCCUCCAGUCCUCUGGAACCAUGCCGGAAUCUAUCGAUUUCUGGAAAAUUAUCGCCAAUGCCUCCGCUAUCUCUAAAGCCACCAACUUCAGAACCCGGGGAUGCACCUCAUCCGGUCCGGGAGACUUAUCAGUCUUUAGCCCAUUUAGUUUUCCUAGCACCUUCUCCCUAGUAAUCUUAACUGAGCUCAGUUCCAUUUCGUGAGACUCCUGACUAACUGGCACAUCGCUGAUGUCCUUCACAGUGAAGACCGAGGCAAAAUAUUCAUUCAAUUCCUCUGCCAUCUCUCUAUCGUCCAUUAUAAUAGCUCCUGCACCGUUAUCAAUUGGUCCUAUAUCAACCCGUGUCUCUCUUUUACACCUUAUGUAUUUAAAAAAAACUCUUAGUAUCCUUCCGAAUGUUAUCCGCCAACUUCCUUUCAUAAUUCAUCUUUUCUUUCCUAAUGACCUUCUUAGUUUCUCUCCGCAGGUUUUUAAAAGCUUCCCAGUCUUCUGUUUUCCCACUAAUUUUUGCUUCUUUGUACGCGGCCCCUUUUUCUUUUAUUUUAGCCUCCACCGCUCUCGUUAUCCACAUUUGUGUCUUUUUUCCAUUCAAGACCUUUUUUCUUGGAAUAUAUCUAUCCUGCAUUUUCCUUAUUUCCUGUAGAAAUUCCUUCCAUUUCUCCUCCGCCGUCCCUCCAGCCAGCUUACUCUUCCAAUCAAUUUGGGCCAACUCCUCUCUCAUACCAUUGUAAUUUCCUUUGUUCCCCUGAAAUAUCGAUACACCAGUUAUCAGCUUCUCCUUCUCAAACUUGAAACUGAACUCAAUCAUAUUGUGAUGACUGGUUCCCAGUGGUUCCUUUACCUUUAGUUCCCUAAUCACCUCCGGUUCAUUGCACAGCACCCAAUCCAAAACAGCCGAUCCCCUGGUGGGCUCUUCAACAAGUUGCUCUAGAAAAACGUCCCUAAGACAUUCCACAAACUCACUCUCCUGAGUUCUACUGCCUUGCUGGAUUUCCCAGUCCACCUUCAUGUUAAAAUCUCCCAUAAUUAUCUUCACAUUGUCACUCUGGCAUGCUUUUUCUAUCUCAACCUGCAACUUAUCGUCCACUUGCUGACUGCUAUUAGGGGGCCUAUAUAUGACUGCUACCAUUGUCCUUUUACCCUUGCUAUUUCUUAGCUCCACCCAUAAGAAUUCCACCUCCUCUGACCCAAUAUCCUUCCUUUCUAUUGAUUUUAUAUCACUACUAACCAUCAUGGCCACACCUCCCCCUCUGCCUACCCGCCCAUCCUUCCAAUACACUGUGUACCCCUGGACAUUCAGUUCCCAAUCACAUCCAUCAUAAAGUCAUGACACGGUGAUUUCCACAAUGUCGUAUUUAUUAACCUGCAGUUGUGCCACUAGGUCAUCUACUUUAUUCCUAAUGCUAUGUGCAUUUAAAUAUAGUACGUUUAGUCCGAUAUCUGCUAUUGAUUUUGUUGUACUUCUAUUGUUCAGCAGAUUAUCGUGACUUUCCACCUGUCUAUCCUUCUUACCAUCUUCACUACAUACUAUCUUAGACAUGUUCCUAUAUACCUCAUCCUCUAUCCUAACAUUCUGUAUCCUAACAUCCUGAUUUGUUGUGCUUCUGUUAUUCAGCAAAUUAUUCUGACUUCUCACCUGCCUGUCGUUCUUGCCAUCCUCAUUGGACUUUUUUCUAUAAACUUCCUCCCUUACCUUAGCAUCUUCUAACCUAACAUCCUGGUUUCCAUCCACCUGCCAGAACAGUUUAAACCCUCCCCUACAACUAAAUUAAACAUUCCCGCCAAGAUAUUGGAACCUUUGGAGUUUAGGUGCAACCCAUCCUUAGCGAAUAGGUCAUGUCUCCCCCAAAAAAUGUCCCAAUUAUCCAAAAAUCUGAAGCCCUGCCCCCUGCACCAGUCACUCAGCCACGCAUUCAUCUGCCAGAGCUUUCUAUUCUUCCUAUCAUUGACACAUGGCACAGGUAGUAAUCCUGAGAUUACUACCCUUGAGGUCCUACUUCUCAACCUUCUCCCCAAUGCCUUGUAUUCCUCCUUCAGGACCUCUUCUCUUCUCUUUUUCUACCUAUGUCAUUGGUACCUACAUGCACCAAGGCUUCUGGCUGCUCACCCUCUCCCCUCAGAAUAUUCUGGACCCGGUCCGUGAUAUCCCAUACCCUGGCACCAGAGAGGCAACACACCAUCCGAGACUCAUUGUCGGUAUCGCAGAAUCUGCUAUCCGUACCCCUUACUAUAGAAUCCCCAAUAACCACUGCAUUUUGCUUCCUCCGCUGGACCACAGUACCAGGCAUGGUGCCAAGGUCCCGGUUGCUGAGGUCUUCCUCUAUCAGGUCAUCCUCUCCAACCGAAUCUAAAAUGAGAUAUCGGUUUUUGAGGGGGACCGCCACAGAGGUGCUGUCUACAAACUCUUUAUAACUCCUGUCUAUUUCCUGCUCGCUCUCCCUAACCAACCGAAGGUCAUCGAGCUGCUGCUCCAGACUCUCGAUCCGUUCCUUGAGGAGCCACAUCACGGUGCACUUUGCGCAGAUGUAGUUAUCGGGGAGUCUGGUAGUCUCCGAGGGUCCCCACAUCUGACACUCCCAACAUAAGACCAACCCUAGAUGCAUAUUGCUGAAUACCACUGAGUUCAACAAAUAAACUAAUAACUUACCCCCUCUCUAUUAGUCUCGCCUCUUUCCCGUUCUCGCCGAAGCCCGUUGAGCCAAAGCCUAACCCACUCUGCUCCCUCUCACUCAGCUGCCCGCUGGAUAUGAUGGUCUGCUAUUUAAAUCGCCUGCGCGCUUCCGAGUGAUGUCACGCGCCUUUUCAGUCAUGCGCCGCUAUCCCGAACGCUAGAAAGAAAAAAAACUCGCUCCUCGUUAAUUUCCGGCACUCUCUGGUCGCUGGAAGUCCUACUGUGUGGCCCUGAUGGAAAUCACAGACAGAAGAACUCAACGAGGCCUAACUCUGGGCCAUACAAGAUUACUUUCAAAUGUAUCCAGUAUCCUUGGGUUUAAAAGAAAACAAAGUUGUGACUCAUGCAAGGUCUUUACCUGAAACGCCGACGAUUCCUUUGGCUCUACAGAUACUGGCUGAACUGCUGAUUUCCUCCAGCAUUUGUUUUCUGCUCCCAGCAUCUGCACUCUCAUCUCUCCAUCCCUGGGGCUAAGCUGACUUCGUGAACAUAAUCCUUUCUACCAAGUUUCUGAGGUUGUUGCGGCUGGAAUUUUUACUCCAGUACAUUCAGAAGCUUUAAAAUGUAACACACUUAGUUUGUUAACUUCUCUAUUCUUGAUUCUCGAUUAUUCUGCCCAUUCUGUAGUGAGUUUGAGCUUUAAUUUUGUAUUAAAUAAAUAUUAGAUAUUCAUGUUAACCAUUUCUGAAUGUGUCCAGAAAGUGGUGAAGCACAGUGUUAUCAGGCUGGUUACACAUUCUUUUCAAAACAUUACUUCUGUUUUAUUAUGUUACGGACUCAGUGAAUGUCCAUUUAAGAUGGGGUGUGUGUGUGGGGGGUGGGGGGGGGGGCGUGCUUAUGUCAAUAGAAGAUAAAGGAUGUAAUGAUGUUGUUGAAGAGGUCAGUCGAAGAGAGAGAGAGAAGGGAGAGAGACACCAGCCUGCUAGGUUUCUCUAUCGAUUGAUGAGAAACAAUAACUAUGUCUGCCACUGAAAUCCAUGUAUGGAAAUUGGAAGUAAUCCGGUGGAGUUCACUUUGUUGCUGACCUGUAGAAGGAAACAGGUAUUUGUGUGGACAACCACGAUUCGGAUGCUUUUCGGGGUGAGGAAGUCACUACCGAGUAAACACUGAGGUGUCGUUUGGGUUCCAUCGUGGAACAUUUGCAUUUCGUAAUUACUCUCCCUAUGUUCUCUAAAUCUACGUUUUAUCUUCAGUCAACGGUGGUUGUUGAAGAAGCCUUUGCUCAUCUUUCACCUUAUGGCUUGUGGAACUGAACUUUAAGAACCAUUCCUGGACUUGGAUUGUGGGACUUUGCCACACACGCGCGCGCGCGCGCACACACACACACACACACACACACACGCACGAAGAGUUUAGUUUUUGGGGUUAAUGUUCAAGGUGUAAUGUUUUUGAAUUUCUAACAUACUAACAUUUUUACUUUUAUUUUUUGUAUUAUUAUAAGUAGUGAUUAAUAAAAUAGUUUUUAACACUGAA
This is a messenger RNA of Pristis pectinata (smalltooth sawfish), 9165 nucleotides long. RefSeq names its product NACHT, LRR and PYD domains-containing protein 3-like. Bases 178 to 3051 code for a protein of 957 amino acids. Gene Ontology annotation, molecular function: protein binding. NCBI's taxonomy places the organism in Eukaryota, Metazoa, Chordata, Chondrichthyes, Rhinopristiformes, Pristidae. The record is from RefSeq and is a predicted model, not a curated record. The transcript has 12 exons. Gene Ontology annotation, cellular component: cytoplasm.